AUGGCUGCACCCAGGUUGCCGUUCCUUUGGCCUAUGCUGUUUAAACUGUCUGGAGCUCCGAAAUCACGCGCAUCACAGACAUUAGACAGGCCACUUUUGCGAAACAACCGUCCACGGAGGGGAUGUCGACGAUUUACCACGAACCCCCGCCGAGCCGGGGAAGUGCCAACACAACGUUAUGGCAAGGCCUUUGAGCAUAAAACUGAGGUCGGAGAUAAAGAAAAUUUGCACAUACUUGAGAAACAAGGAGGCAAUGCGCCCACUACGAAACCACCACCAGAGCCCGCACUUGAAAAGACAGAAGAGGAUGAGGAAGAGCCACACGCAUCCGCCACAACGAGUACUACGACUCCUUCAAAAACCAACUCAACCCCCGAAGCCUCGCCCACUUUUCUCGCAGAGUCGGCCAAAACCACCGAUCCUAAGGCCCUCGAUAGCGUACUGCAGAUUCCAACUGUGCAACAGGAGGAAGAAACGAAGCCGCCACAUCUCAAGACUCCUCCCUAUGUCCACCAUUUUGACACAUACGGUCUCGUGCGCAGAUUGUCUCAAUCUCAAUACACACCGGAACAAUCCAUCACCAUCAUGAAAGCCGUGCGACACACCCUGCUCACGAACAUGGCGCUCGCACGCGCCGGCCUCGUCUCCAAGUCCAACGUCGAGAAUGAGACGUACCUGUUCCAGGCGGCGUGUAGCGAAUUGAAGACUGAGAUUGGCAACCGACGGCGAGGCGAGAUUGAGCGCAUGAGGAGCGAUCGGAACCAAUUGCAGCACGAAUUGGAUAUUCUAGGGCAGAGGCUGGGGCAAGAGACAAGUGGACUGAGAGAGGAGUUGAAGGGCCUAUUCGACGACCGAAAAAUGGCUGUUCGGCAAGAGCAAAGGAUGAUGGAGACAAAGAUCCAAGAACUCAACUACAAAAUCACCGUCGCGCUCAACUCUGAUGCACGCUCCGAGGUCGAAGGCCUCCGCUGGGUCCUCACGCGUCGCGCUGCCAUCACAGUCGGCAUUUCGGCGUUCAUGCUGUUUGUCGCGUUGCGUUAUUCCAGCUAUGUGCAGCAUCAACAGCAUCAGCAGCAGGAACAGCGGCGGAAGAAAGCACCGCCACCCCCGUCGCCGUUGGAGGAACUCGCGGAGCCACAGAGGGGACCGCUUGGGGAUCCGAAUAGCGCAAUGGGGAAGCAGGAGGCGCUUGGGGGGGAGCUGUUGGCUACUGAGGGUGUGAGUCUGGGGUGA
Plenodomus lingam JN3 is the source of this 1233-nucleotide messenger RNA. RefSeq lists its product as uncharacterized. Lineage: Eukaryota; Fungi; Ascomycota; Dothideomycetes; Pleosporales; Leptosphaeriaceae. The record is from RefSeq and is a predicted model, not a curated record. Gene Ontology annotation, cellular component: mitochondrion.